Messenger RNA from Leptinotarsa decemlineata (Colorado potato beetle), 493 nucleotides. RefSeq names its product cathepsin L-like proteinase. Gene Ontology annotation, biological process: proteolysis. The record is from RefSeq and is a predicted model, not a curated record. NCBI's taxonomy places the organism in Eukaryota, Metazoa, Arthropoda, Insecta, Coleoptera, Chrysomelidae. Gene Ontology annotation, molecular function: cysteine-type peptidase activity.
UGAUUUUUAAGUGAUAACUGUUUUCAGAAAAAUCAAAAUGAAACUUCUGGCUAUUUUGGCAACUGUUUGCUUAACAGCCGCUGUUGAAGAUCAAUGGAUUGCUUUCAAGCAAACUCAUGGGAAAACUUACAAAAGCUUGUUGGAAGAAAGAACUAGGUUCGGGAUAUUCCAAAGUAACCUGAUGAAAAUCAAAGAACACAAUGCCAGAUACGACAAAGGAGAAGAGACCUACUACUUGGGAGUCUCUCGAUUUGCUGAUUUGACCCAUGGAGAGUUCAAAGAUUUCCUGAGGAGACAAAUCAAGAACAAACCCCGUUUACAUGCCACACCUACAGUAUUUCCUGAAGAUUUGGAAGUUCCAGAUUCCAUAGAUUGGACCGAGAAGGGAGCAGUUCUGGAUAUUAAAGAUCAAGGCGAUUGUGGUUCUUGCUGGGCUUUCAGUUCUGUAAGUAUUUUAUAUAGUCACGAAAGUCUGUGAGUCAGAUAACGUUUC